Molecule: messenger RNA, 948 nt
Organism: Parnassius apollo (apollo)
Lineage: Eukaryota; Metazoa; Arthropoda; Insecta; Lepidoptera; Papilionidae
Source: the annotation of a GenBank genome assembly
AUGUCGGUUCAAAAAAUAGAAAAAUAUAUAUGUGGAAAUGUGCAAUUUGAUGUUUCUGCGACGGAUGAUAUACAUCAUAAGCUUCAAACCGAUGACCAAUUUGCAUCACAGUAUUUUGAAAAUCUUAUACAACAACACAACACACCAGAAACUGCAGAUGAUGAGACUGAUCAAGUGGCAAAUAAUUUAAUUAGCGGUGCCAACGAGUCUGAAGAAGCUAAAUUUUGGACUCCCACAAAAAUCAAAUUACUUUUAGAUGAGUAUAAAAAAAGGAUUAAACAGUUCCGUGACCCAGGAAUUAAAAAAAAUAGAUUAUACCGGGAAAUAGCAGCUGAAUUUUUAAAACAUAAUAUCAAUAUCCCAUAUUCAGAACUCGAUAAAAAAAUAAGAAACAUGAAAAGCCAAUACAAAAAAAAAUUAAAAAGUAAGAGAUCAACAGGCCAAGGAAGAGCUGAAAGGCCAUGGUUACAAAUGAUGACUGAAAUUUUUCAUAAUGAUGAAUCAGUGAUAUUAACAGAUAAUGUUAUAGAAAGUUCAACAUCUCAAAUUAAUCCUUUGCCAUUGAAUUUGUCGAAAUCAAAUAAAAGGUUUGAAAAUAUUUUUUCUGAUGCAGACACAAUUGAUAGUACAUCUUCCCAUUCCUUAGCAGCAGAUGAAAAUAUUGAAAAACAAGUAAAGAAAGAUGCUGGAAAAAAUAUUCACGCGCGACAGUUGUAUGGGCAACGCAAUAAACAACUGCAAUUGGAUAUAGAAAAGAAAGAAAUCUUUAAACAAAUGGCUAAAAAUUCAGAGGAUAACAAUAACAUUUUAUCAAACAACGCUUAUAUUUGGAAAAAUACCAUGGAUAAUUUAAUUACAGUAUUAAAAGAGAAAAACGAAAUAAUGAAAGAAAGAAAUGAUAUAUUUAGUGAUAUCUCCAACAAGCUAGAUGGUCCAGGUUGUUCAUAA